CCAUGAGGAUAAAACUCUAAAAAUGUUUUCAAAAUUACUGCUAAGAAACUACGGAAAACUACUGUUUGAUGGAUAUACAGUUACCUAUCUGACAAGAACAAGAAUCAGGCAGAUAUCGGAAUGGAUUCCCAAAGAAAUAAAAUCGCUUAUUCCCCGAGAUCCGAAGAUUCGACAAGUUGGAGAUCCGGUUUUGAGAGAACCCGCCGAAGCAGUGGACGUCACUUUCGUCCAUUCCCCAGACUUCAAAGCCAUGGUAGAUAGACUUGUGAAGGUCAUGAGGAGCCAUGAUGGAGCUGGAAUAGCUGCUCCACAGAUAGGAGUCGGAUUACAAGUUAUCGCCAUGGAAUACACAGGAAAACACAUGAAGAAAUUAAAAGACAAUGGCUUCUCAGACAAGGAUUUAAAACGUAUGGGUAUUGCUAUUGUUCCUCUAAAAGUAUUUAUAAACCCUAAACUCAGGGUUAUUAACCCUAAAAUGUUGGCAUUCCGUGAAAGCUGUUUAAGCGUUGAGGGCCAUAGUGCUGUCGUGCCCCGGAUGUCAGAGGUAGAGGUGACUGCUCUGGAUCAAAAUGCCACGCCCAUUACUUGGAGAGCGGCAGGUUGGCCUGCUCGUAUCUUGCAACAUGAGGUGGACCACCUUAAGGGGAACUUGUAUGUGGAUUCUAUGUUGUAUAAGACAUUUAUGAAUAACAACUGGCAAAAAUAUGCCAAAUAAAAGAGCAAGUAAAGACACAAACACUGUGAAUGUGUUAACCUGGGAAACCAGGAUAAAUAAAUCAAUUUCUGACAUAUAUUGUUUUUGCAAGACCUUGUUAUUUCAAUAUAAUAUCCCUUUUUUCUAAAGACUGGAUUUGGGAUUAGCAAAUGGGGGGAGGGUGCAUUUUUUUAAAACUUCCCAUUUAAAGUACUGUAGUAAAAAGAAGCCACAUUCCCACUUAGCCAAUAACAAACAAAUAUGUGACGGGGGAAAGUGCAUUCACAACUAGUCUAGUUCUGGGACCCUUCUUUGAUGGCUCUUGUUCUACCUGUGGUUUCGGCGACACCACAGGUAGACCAAGAGCAGUAAAAGAAUGGUCCUGGAACUGGACUUAUUCAAAACCUUCAUAAUCCUUUAGCCUAAAGACCUGAACCACAACUAGGUAUUUCUGAAUAUCAAAUUAUCCUCUCUAGCAAGCUUAUAGCUGAUACCAACAUUCAAUUUGUUGUUGUGUUUUUUUAUUUUAUAUUUUUAAAUUGCAAAUUAUUGUUUCGUUUAGAUUAAGAUAAGAUGCUUCUCUAUAGAGUGGAAAUUCACAAACUGAUUCCAAAAGGGCAAGUUAGAUCAAUAUGAUGAUCCAAAACAGAGAUGUCUGGCUACUAAAAUCUAGAUGCAGUACACAAAAUAAUCUUGAGUAGCAAAAAUUACCAAAAUACUUAGUUUGACAAAAUUACUAGAUUCUACUUAUUGAGUGAGUAUGUUAUAUUAACUAACAACUUGUGAAUUCUUGCUUGAGUUUGACAAUAGUCUGCCACCUCCAAUAAACUAAUCAAGCCGUCCAA
Messenger RNA from Nematostella vectensis (starlet sea anemone), 1539 nucleotides. Its product is annotated as peptide deformylase, mitochondrial. Gene Ontology annotation, biological process: peptidyl-methionine modification; N-terminal protein amino acid modification. The record is from RefSeq and is a predicted model, not a curated record. Lineage: Eukaryota; Metazoa; Cnidaria; Anthozoa; Actiniaria; Edwardsiidae. Gene Ontology annotation, molecular function: peptide deformylase activity. The coding region runs from base 23 to 715 and encodes 230 amino acids. Gene Ontology annotation, cellular component: mitochondrion. The transcript has a single exon.